Messenger RNA from Tinamus guttatus (white-throated tinamou), 414 nucleotides. Lineage: Eukaryota; Metazoa; Chordata; Aves; Tinamiformes; Tinamidae. The record is from RefSeq and is a predicted model, not a curated record.
AAGCAGCCGCUGUCCGAGGAGGAGAGGAAAGAGCAGACAAAGAGGAUGAUGGAGCUGAUCGCCCAGAAGCAGCGGGAACGGGAGGAGCGGGAAAAGCGGGAGACCAUCGAGCGGGAGAAGCAGCGUCGGAAGCAGGGCCAGGAGCUCUCCCUGCUCCGACAGCGGCUCCAGGAGGAGGAGAUGCGGAAGCUGGCGGAGCAGCGGCGCCGCGAGAAGAUGGAGGAGAAACUGGCCAAGCAGCGGGUGCGGGAGAAGAUCGAGCGGGAUAAGGCGGAACGGGCCAAAAAGUUCGGAGCUGCUUCCCUAGGAUCCUCGGAGCCGCCGGCCCCCCCUGCGGUGCCCUCGUCCCCCAGCCAGGAGCCCCCCAGCAAGCGGGAAUACGACCAGUGCCGCAUCCAGGUAGCGUCCGGAUCG